CAGGCAGCAGCGGGUGGCACCGGGAAGUCCUGGGACUAUAAAAGGGGAGAGAUCUCUCUUCUCCCCAUAUCUUCUGUCUGCUUCUUCAUUCUAAAGGAGAGCUAGGUAGACCUAAAUCUUUGCAAAGAUGGUGACAAAAUUUGAAGGUGCUAUAAAUUGUAUGGUGACUGUCUUCCACAAGUAUUCCUUGGGGCAUGGCCAUCCCCAUGCAAUGAACAGGAAGUCAUUUCGGAAACUAGUAGAGACAGAGUGUCCAGAGCUUCUGACGAAUCCAAAGGAUCCCAAAACCUUGGAGGCCUUGUUGAAAGAGGUGGACAGCAACAAAGAUGAGUUGAUGAGCUUUGAGGAAUACCUCUUCCUGAUAACCAGACUGAUGGUGGAUGCCCAUGAAGCUUCCCACGAGUAGCUGCAUCUUUGUUCCAGCGGGGAUCAAGAGGACCUACCUGGUGUUGGGUAUCUAUAGGGCAAUAAAGUGACUGAUACCUCAA
This is a messenger RNA of Phascolarctos cinereus (koala), 488 nucleotides long. RefSeq names its product protein S100-A8. Gene Ontology annotation, molecular function: calcium ion binding; calcium-dependent protein binding. Gene Ontology annotation, cellular component: extracellular exosome; cytoplasm. Gene Ontology annotation, biological process: endothelial cell migration. NCBI's taxonomy places the organism in Eukaryota, Metazoa, Chordata, Mammalia, Diprotodontia, Phascolarctidae. The record is from RefSeq and is a predicted model, not a curated record.